Amaranthus tricolor (Joseph's coat) is the source of this 1944-nucleotide messenger RNA. Its product is annotated as receptor-like protein 33. The transcript is spliced from 2 exons. Lineage: Eukaryota; Viridiplantae; Streptophyta; Magnoliopsida; Caryophyllales; Amaranthaceae. Gene Ontology annotation, molecular function: protein binding. Bases 1 to 1944 code for a protein of 647 amino acids. The record is from RefSeq and is a predicted model, not a curated record.
AUGUACAUCAAAAAAUUUCGUUCCAUGAUGGAUAUUGACAAGUCUACUAUAGGAAGUCCAAGUUACUUAGAAGAUGAAACUAGUUAUUAUAUAUAUAUGUACUCCAUCAAGAUGAUAGUAAAGGGGAAGCAACUGGAUUAUAAGAAGAUAAUUACUUCUAUGUCAACAUUUGAUAUGUCUAAUAAUCACUUUGAAGGAGAGAUUCCAAAUUCUAUAGGGAUGUUGCGAGCACUUCGAAAUCUUAAUCUCUCGCAUAACCUACUUACCGGAAACAUCCCUCCAUCCAUCGGGAACUUAUCAUUGUUGGAUGGUUUAGACCUAUCAUCAAAUAGGCUUAUCGGUGAAAUCCCUCAAGAACUUGUUAGUUUAACAUUUCUCGAGGUUUUUAAUGUUUCAUAUAAUCAACUGGAAGGGCCUAUACCCCGUGGUAACAAUUUUGAUACCUUCUCAUCUGAUUCGUACGAGGGAAAUCUUGAAUUGUGUGGAGCACCAUUACUUGAAUGCAAAAACAAUACUGUUGUGCAAUCUUUGAACAAUGAUAAUGUGGAAGAAAAAACAGAAUUAUCGAUGUGGGAAGUUGUAGUGAUUGGAUUUGGAAGUGGUACAAUAGUUGGUUUGGCUUGGGGGUACUACAUAUUGUCAGUGGGGAAGCCUAUUUGGCUUUUUAAAUUGUUGAACAAGAUGGAAUGGGCUUUACUUGAUUUUCAUGACCACCAUUUCAGUAGAAUAAGAUACAAUAUCACGAAUUUUAAAAACUCGUCUAUCUGCAACUUGGUUUAUCUUGAAAUCCUUGAUUUAUCUUAUAACAAGUUUAAUGGAGAAGUUCCUCAUUGCUUGGGCAAUACUAGUACUCAAUUAGCUGUACUGAAUCUCCAAUCAAAUAAUUUCAAGGGCACCAUUCCAUCAACAUUUUCUACUUGUGAUUUAUUGCAAUAUGUUGAUUUCACUGACAAUCAGUUAGAAGGAGCUAUACCUAGGUCUUUAUCUAAAUGUAGAAACCUGACAGUCUUAAAUUUGAGGAACAACAAAUUCAAAGAUGUAUUCCCCUAUUGGUUAGGUAGCCUUCCAUCUUUAGAGGUUCUUAGCCUAUCGUUUAAUAAAUUUCAUGGUGAUAUAACCAAAAAUUUAUCAAUAAUUGCAACAUUUCCUUUUUCAAAUCUACAUAUUCUCGACAUUUCAAACAAUAAUUUUUGUGGUAAAUUGCCAUUCAUGUACAUGAAACAAUUUCGUUCCAUGAUGGACGACAUGUCUACUAUAGGAAGUCCAAGGUACUUAGAAUAUAGUAGAGAUGGUGUUUAUAUGUUCUCCAUCAAGAUGACAGUAAAGGGGGUGGAACUGGAUUAUAAGAAGAUAAUUACUUCUAUGUCAACAUUUGAUAUGUCUAAUAAUCACUUUGAAGGAGAGAUUCCAAAUUCUAUAGGGAUGUUGCGAGCACUUCGAAAUCUUAAUCUCUCGCAUAACCUCCUUACCGGAAACAUCCCUUCCUCCAUCGGGAACUUAUCAUUGUUGGAUGGUUUAGACCUAUCAUCAAAUAGGCUUAUCGGUGAAAUCCCUCAAGAACUUGUUAGUUUAACAUUUCUCGGGUUUUUUAAUGUUUCACAUAAUCAACUGGAAGGGCCUAUACCCCGUGGUAACAAUUUUGAUACCUUCUCAUCUAAUUUGUACGAGGGAAAUCUUGAAUUGUGUGGAGCACCAUUACUUGAAUGCAAAAACAAUACGGUUUUGCAAUCUUUGAACAAUGAUAAUGUGGAAGAAAAAACAGAAUUAUCGAUGUGGGAUGUUGUAGUGAUUGGAUUUGGAAGUGGUACAAUAGUUGGUUUGGCUUGGGGGUACUACAUAUUGUUAGUAGGGAAGCCUUUAUGGCUUUUUAAAUUGUUGAACAAGAUGGAAUGGGCUUUACUUCAUUUUCAUGACCACCAUUUCAGUAGAAGAAGUAGAGUAUGA